GGCAAUUUAAUAAAUAUUUUGAGCGCUAUAGAGAUAUGGUAGGUAGAAAUUCAUGUACCACUGUUGGAAACCCAGUUGUUGGCCGAACAAUAGCAGUAAACCCUGAACUCCCUGUGCAAAAACAAGAGAGGGGUGCCAGAAUGAUAGUAAUAACCACUCAUGGGGAUGUUAAUUCUAUUUUAAGAGAUUCACCAAAUUGUAUGCACUGUCAUAAUUGAAGAAAUGUAAGCUACAAAAGGACGUACUAUGAGAUUUCACCACUCCAAUGGAUUCUUUACAUAAUACUCUUCUUUUUCUUUCCAAUGUGUUGCUUUUUGCCAUGCUAUUUCACAAGCUUGUAUACAAAGAGACAAGUAUGCUCUGUAUGCAACGUAGAUGUAAGAGAAUACUAGACUGCUGGAAUCCCAGAACAGAUCACCAAAAUAACAUGAUUUAAUCUUAAAUUACCAAUAUUUUCA
Molecule: messenger RNA, 458 nt
Organism: Moneuplotes crassus
Lineage: Eukaryota; Ciliophora; Spirotrichea; Euplotida; Euplotidae
Source: the annotation of a GenBank genome assembly